This is a messenger RNA of Cooperia oncophora, 963 nucleotides long. The record is from the annotation of a GenBank genome assembly. Lineage: Eukaryota; Metazoa; Nematoda; Chromadorea; Rhabditida; Trichostrongylidae.
AUGAUCCAAUGUGCUGACGUUGGUGUCGGUUUAUCUGGUCAAGAAGGUAUGCAAGCGGUGAUGGCUAGCGAUUUCGCCAUGGCUCGAUUCCGAUUCCUCGCAAAUCUACUGCUUGUCCACGGUCAUUGGUGUUAUCAGCGACUUGCGCAGACCAUUCUCUACUUCUUCUAUAAAAACGCUAUGUUCGUAUUCACCAUCUUCUGGUAUCAGAUUUUUAAUGGGUUCAGUUCACAAGUACCGAUUGAUCCUAUAUAUCUUAUGGUAUACAACCUGAUAUUUACAUCCGUUCCUGCACUUCUUUAUGGCUGUUUGGAGCAGGACGCUUCUGCGGACAUACUUCUGGACGUACCAAAAUUCUAUGAUCAAGGCCGACUAGGGAAGAAGUAUCGCUGGUACUCAUUUUGGCUGAACAUGCUGGACGCAGUUUGGCAGAGCGCCGUUGUCUACUGGCUGUGCCACUUUACCUAUAUUGGCACGGAUUGCGAUAUGUGGACAUUUGGUGUGGUAAUGUGCGCCCAACUUCUUUUCGUAAAUACCUUCCAUCUGUGCCUUCUUCUUCAGUACUGGACGUGGCCGAUGCUAUGUUCAAUGGUUCUGUCUGUUAUGUCGUUUUUCAUCUGCGCUCUGCUCUAUAAUGGUUUUGUAACUGCCGACUGGACGUGGACAAGUGUCAAAGACACUCCGGUGCACAUUGCCCAACACGCAAUGAUUGAUCCUCUAUUCUGGCUGGUGGUUCUACUGUCUAUUGUCUUGUGCCUGGUACCACGCUUUACACUGAUUGCCAUCACGAAUACGUUACGACCAUCUCGUGUAUUGAAACGACGACAACUGGCUAAUGCUGUUGACAAUAAACCACGCCCAUUCACUGCCUUUUCCUGCUGCAUACGGGUACUAUGCAACGAUGAGAUACGUGUAAAUAAAGCUGACGAAAUCACCGGUUCAAGACAUUCGCCCGCGAUAUGA